AUGAACAGUGAUGAAGAGGAAUAUGCCAGGCAAUUAGAACUACAAAGGAAAGCCUUUGAAAGCCAGUUCGGAUCUCUAGAGUCCAUGGGAUUCGAAGAUAAAACAAAAAAUAUACAGGCUGAAAAAGAUACAAGCUCCGGUUCAGACGGUGAAAAGGACAGUUCAGACGAUGCUGGUGACCUUGAAAACACUAAUGGGAACGGCCACUUCUCUUCUGAAGAGGAGGCGGAGGAUGAUGUAAGCGAUGAGGAUGACGAACAGAAACCCAAGCUGAAAACGCAACCCAAAGUUAUCAAGUUCAGUGGGCCCAGCGAUGUUUACGUUCCUCCAAGUAAAAAAACACAGCAACUACUGAGAAGCGGUAAGACAUUAUCGCAAAUAAAUAAAAAGUUGGAGAGCACUGAAGCUAAGGAGGAAAAAGAGGAUGAGACUGUGGAAGCAGAAAAUUUGCAAAAUGACCUGGAGUUGCAGCAAUUUCUAAGAGAGUCACACUUGCUGAGUGCCUUCAGCAAUGGUGGAAGUAACUCUGCGGAUAGUGGAGUAGCAUUGACUCUGCAAAGUAUGGGCGGUGGUAACGAUGACGGUAUAGCUUAUCAAGAUGACCAAGUGAUUGGGAAAGCUAGAUCGCGUACAUUGGAAAUGAGACUAAGCAGACUGUCGAAGGUGAAUGGACACGAGGAGAAAAUCAACAAACUAGAAAAAGUGCCCAUGCAUAUUAGAAAGGGAAUGGUCAGCAAACACGUCCAAAGGAUUAAAAAAUACGAACAAGAAGCUGCAGAAGGUGGGAUUGUCUUGUCAAAGGUGAAAAAGGGCCAAUUUAGAAAAAUCGAAUCGACAUACAAGAAAGACAUCGAAAGGCGUAUUGGUGGAAGCAUCAAGGCCAGAGACAAAGAAAGAGCCACCAGAAGAGAGCGUGGUCUAAAAAUCACCAGUGUAGGCAGGUCCACGAGGAACGGGUUGAUUGUAUCCAAAAAAGACAUUGAUCGCAUCAGCGGAAACAACAAGGGCGGUAAAUUCAACGGUAAAAAGAAUUCCCGUCGCUAA
Messenger RNA from Saccharomyces eubayanus, 1044 nucleotides. RefSeq names its product Faf1p (gene FAF1). The coding region runs from base 1 to 1044 and encodes 347 amino acids. Gene Ontology annotation, cellular component: nucleolus. Gene Ontology annotation, biological process: maturation of SSU-rRNA from tricistronic rRNA transcript (SSU-rRNA, 5.8S rRNA, LSU-rRNA). Lineage: Eukaryota; Fungi; Ascomycota; Saccharomycetes; Saccharomycetales; Saccharomycetaceae. The transcript has a single exon. The record is from RefSeq and is a predicted model, not a curated record.